CAAUGUUGGACCGGUUCGUGCUGGUCUACUUGGACGACAUUCUCGUCUAUAGCCGGACCUUGGAGGAACAUCUGGAUCAUCUUCGACGAGUGUUGGAGAGACUCCGGCGUGCCAAGUUCAAAGCCAACCGCGACAAGUGCGAGUUCGUGCGUCAAGAGUUGGAAUACUUGGGCCAUUUUGUCACUCCACAAGGCAUCAGUCCGUUGUCGGACAAGAUUCAAGCCGUCCAAGAUUGGCCAGAGCCUCGGAAUGUUACGGAUGUCCGAUCUUUCCUUGGCCUUGCCGGCUACUACCAACGAUUCAUCAAAGGGUACUCGAAGAUCGCGGCUCACUUGACCAAGCUUCAAUGUGAGGACCGACCGUUUGACUUCGGGACGAACGCACGGGUAUCAUUCUUGGCCCUCAAGGCCGCCUUGCUUUCCGCGGAGGUAUUGCGGAUUUACGACCCGCUCUUGCCAACACGCGUCACCAUGGAUGCGUCUGGCUAUGGCAUUGGUGCCAUCCUCGAGCAACAUGACGGCGUGGAUUGGCACCCGGUCGAAUACUUCAGCAAGAAGGUGCCGCCCAUGCACUCCAUCGAUGAUGCACGCAAGAAGGAACUUCUCGCCUUCGUUCACGCACACAAGCGAUGGCGGCACUUCCUCCUCGGUCGACGCCAGUUCCGAUGGGUAACGGACAACAAUCCGUUGGUCUUCUACAAGUCUCAAGACACCGUCAACAGCACCAUCGCCCGUUGGAUGGCCUUCAUCCACCAAUUCUACUUCUUUCCCGAUCACAUUCCGGGGAAGUCGAACCGUUUCACGGAUGCCCUUUCCCGGCGUCCGGACCACUGCACCGCGGUCUACUCAACCUUCGAGAUCGAGGACGACUUGCGGGACGGCUUCAUCCGCGGCUACCAAGCCGACCCCGAGUUUCGCGACAAGCUAUUCCUUAUCGGACCGAUGGAAGUGAGUGCCUGGACGGCUGGCUCCAAUGGCCCUACCGAGAUGUGCGGGGUGAUUCCCGAGAUUAACGGUGGGUACACGAGCGGCAAGUCGGGAUGGGGUAUUCUGGGCAAGAAGGAAUUGGAAAAUGCAAUGGUAGUGGGACUAGUAUUGGGCACGGCACCAGAUCAACUGUUUAGGCAAGCCGAACGGGAAGUGGUAUGGGCAGCAUGUCAGCGGGAAGAAAUGGAGAUGGAAAGGAUGGAGGUGCGAGUGGAACUCGAGGACCGGAAAAAUAUGAGACGUCCUCUUAGGACAAUAAGGCUAGGUAAAGAAAUGACGACUGAGGAAGGGAUCGAUGACCAGCAGAGCGAAGGGAAUCAGGGCACGAAUGGGGAUGGGGAACAAAACGAGGGAUCAGCCAGGGAUCGAGAGUCAGCCAAACCGGAAGGAACCCGAGGAGACAGAAAGGACGCCUCAAUUGGAGAAAGCUCGGGGAAAGCUGGGGGUAGCAAAAGGGGACCUCAGGAAAACAGGGAAGGGGGAAACGAUAUGAGAACAAGCCCUCAGAACUCAGUAGGAGCCACCCCUAAAAAGACAAAAGUCUCGGAUGCCAGUCGUAAAUUGGCAGAAAUAGAAAAACAGACUGCAAAAUUUAAGGCAAGGCUUAUCGAGCAGAUGAUGGCCGAGGACGAGGAGGACCCCCAGGGCGCAGGGUCACGUGAGGGACGUGGGACCGGCCAGGACGAGGCCAGGUAUGAGGGGAAGGAUAAUAGCCGCAAAGGAACUCCUAGCAAGAAGGGGAAGGACAAGAACGACCCCCUGGCGGAGGGGACGGAAAACGCUAUGACUCCGCCUGCUAUCGACAGCAGCACUAGCCGACUGCCAGCCACGCCGAAAGUAACAGGGGCGUGCGACGGACUCUGGAGCCUUAGGGAAAGGGUGCUAGGAUGGUUUGACCCAGAAGGAACGCCGAAAACUAGGGAGAAGCAGAGGGAAAGCAAGGAAGGGGAAGGGACCAGUGUAGCUGGAGAAGCGGGUAGCUCCGAAGGUGGUCUCAAGAGGGUAGUCACCACCCUCAUCCGGGCACUAAACAAGAACCAGGGAUACCUCGCAGAUGCAAAGAAGAAACUCACGUUCGAUGGGGCAAACAUUACGAAGUUUCUGAUAGACUGUGAGAACCUAGCAGCCUUACUAAAAUGGACGGAGGAGGAAAAUAUGGAGCACCUAGGGCAGCACGUGUCGCUAAGCUUGGGAAGGGACAUUAUGGCCAUCGUCGCGUCCAGUGGAUCCUGGAAAGAAACCAGGAACGAGAUGAUGAGGAAAUACCUGAAGCCAGAGAAAAUGGCAACAGAGGCCGAUUUAGCAGCAGUCCAGAGAAAAAACUAUGUGACUUACAACGAUUUCCUAAGGGCAUUUACGUUAGUGGCGCUGCGAAUUCCCGGGGUAACGGACCGCAUAAUGAGUAAAUACUUCCUCAGGCAGUUCUCCGAGUUUGAUAAGGAUAAGAUUUUGUCAGCAUACCAGCAGACCAGUAAGUUCGAGUACACAAGAGAUGUGGACUUCAACACCGUAACAGACCUUGUGGAAAAGACAGUGGUCACCGAGACACUAGCCCUGCUUAAGGAAGGGGAGGUCAUAGAUCUGACCGGCAAAACGGGGGAUAAGGUCAAAAAGGGAGUAGAGAGCCUGCAUGAAAGGGUGCACGGGGUUGACAAUAAGAUAGAAAGAAUGGAAAGCGCGCUAUUAGUGAUGCAGGCGCAAGUAUCCCGACCCGCCCUCCCGCCCCAAGAAGUCGUGGUUCCGACAGCUGUAGCAAACCGGGGAUUUGGCAGAAGGGACCCCGCCAACGAACAAUGCAAGUAUUGCACCAUGAUCGGGCAUUUCGUACGGGCCUGUCCGAGACUCAAUCACGAUAUUGAGCGGCAGAGGUGCAGCAGGUCCCUCAAAGGCGAGAUCCUCGGACAGCGGGGGGAGCGUGUAAAUUGGAACUCGCCAGGAGGGAUGCGGCGAGCCGUCAUCCUCCUGAAUAACCUAGAGAUAGCUGUCAUAGAAGCAGACCCAAUAGCCAAGAUUGUCUGGGACCAGCCAAGGGGACGGGGACCACAGGCCAAUUUUAUCCUAGAAGGCAGUGGGCAGGACAAGAAGCUCAAUGCGGUAACAAUUAGGGACGCAGGCUCGCUUCCACAGGCCGACUUAUUGGCAGAAUCUCAUGCGGGGCGGAACAUUUACUCCCUGGUAGACUUGUACUCAGGAUAUGAUCAGUUGCCGCUCGAUGCGAGGGAUAGACCGUACACCGCAAUGCACACCCCCGUAGGACAGUUGCAGAUGCAAGUGACCCCUAUGGGUUUCACAAAUGCGGUAGCAGAGGCGCAGAGGAGGAUGCUCGCUAUCACAGGGGAUAUGUUUCCAGAGAAGUGUGAACCAUAUAUAGAUGAUAAUCCCGUAAAAGGCGCAAGGUACAAGGACGAGACGGAGGUCGAGCCGAGUGUGCGAAAAUUUGUCUGGGAUCACCUGCAGGAUAUCAAGGAUCUCCUACAGCGGUUCUUGCUCUAUAAUAUUACCGCAAGUGGGCCAAAGAGCAUCCUGGCUGUCCCGGAGGUAACUAUACUGGGAUUUCGUUGUGGGGCCUAUGGGAGGAGACCCGACCCAGCAAAGACAGAUAAGAUCUCUCAGUGGCCAACACCCCUGCGUACCACGACGGAAGUACGAGCCUUCCUAGGGGUGGUUGGAUUAUGGAGGAUCUUCAUCAAAGGUUUCGCAAAGAUAGCAGAACCUAUCCGCGCGAUGAUUAGGGAAGGUGGCACUAUGGAUUGGACCGAGGAUAGGGAAGAGGCARCCCAKACCCUGAAAGACAUCCUGUCGUCCGAUCAGGUUAUCUUAGCAGCACCCUGCUUCAAUGACGAAGUAGGACGGCCCUUCAUCCUAGAGACAGAUGGCGGCCCAAUGGCAGUAGGAGGCGUAUUGAUACAGAAAAGCGAGGAGGGCAAGGAAAGACCGAUCAGAUUCGAGAGUAGGACCUUGAAUUCGGCAGAACGGCGGUACUCACAGUUCAAGAAGGAGGUCUUAGCCAUCCUACAUUGCCUGAAGACUUUCCAGGCAUAUCUGUUCGGAAGGCAAUUCAUCUUAAGGAUCGACCCCACCAAUGUUGUCGGGGCACUGAAGAAUUACAAGCCUAUAGAUCCGACCGUCGGUAGAUGGAUAGGGUUCAUAUGGCAGUUCGACUACAAGGUCGAGCGGAUCGCAGGGCUUCGAAACAGGGCGGAUGGGCUGAGUAGGGUAUGCAUCACGCCGGAAGGAAUAGAGGGCGCGGAACCAAUUGACGCCUUCCUAGAUUACGAAGGGGGGGCCCUUGUUGUGGAUAAUGAAAUGGCCGGCUCAAUGCUUACAACAGGCCAGCUGCUGAUUCAGACCUUGGAAAAAGGCACGCCUGCAGUAGUUGCAGAACUCAGAGAAGGGCCAGUCACCACGGCCCGGCGCAAAGAGGAAAAUGACUCGUGGGGAGCAGAAGUUGGGGCCAGAGAUGAACUGAUGGCAAUGGCCGUGGAAGGGGGACGGGACGCCGUGAUGACGUUGGCCGAAACCUGGGCAAGGAAGGAAUGCCAGUACCUAGUCAACCAGACUCGGGAGGAGCAGGAUACGGAUCAGAAGGAACAUGAGUUCUUCCUCAUACAGAUGUAUGAGGGCGUCUUUAGAGAAAUCGGUCUGUUGCUUGUAGGGAACAAACAAUCCACGGAAGUCAGCUCCAAGGCAAGGGAGGAAGCUGAGAAGUACGUCUUAAGAAAUGGUCACCUGUUCAAGAAAGAGGAAGGGAUGACGCCUAGGCGUGUCAUUUGUGGGAGGUCUAGGCAGCUGGACGUAAUUCAAGCAAUGCAUGAUGGGCUAGCUGGAGGUCACCGGUCAUCAAAGGGGACACUUGCAAAGAUCGUGCCCCUGUAUUUCUGGCCAGGAAUGGCAGGCAUGGUCGCAACGUACUGUCAGACGUGUCUUAUAUGUCAAGAGAGGAGAUCCGUACGAGUUUACGAGCCCUUAGACCCACUCGGGUAUUGGGACCCGAACACCUUGUUCACCUCGAUCUUGCGGUUAUGCCCGUAUCAACGGAUGGGUUGAGAUACAUCCUGGAUGCAAGGGAUAAUCUCAGUGGCUAUGUAGAGGCCGUAGCCCUCAAAAAGAAGACGGGGAAAGCAGUGGCCGAUUGGGUGGAAGAUUUUUACCUAAGACACCCCUUCGUGCGCAGGUUUAUAGCAGACAAUGAGACAAAAUUCGUUAACCAGGAGGUGUUGAACAGGCUUAAGACACUGUGCGUACCAAUCAAGAUCAUUGAGCCCU
Messenger RNA from Chara braunii, 5252 nucleotides. Lineage: Eukaryota; Viridiplantae; Streptophyta; Charophyceae; Charales; Characeae. The record is from the annotation of a GenBank genome assembly.